CUGGAGAAAAGCUUUAAGGUAACAUUGGAAUGGAGACAACAGCUUUGGAUGUGACUGGAGAAAAGCUCUAAGGUAACAUUGGAAUGGAGACAACAGCUCUGGAUGUGACUGGAGAAGUGCUCUAAGUUACGAUGUCUUCCCUCUUUCCAAAUAUAAAGGACAUGUGGGGGGCCAUACUGCUCUUCUCCUGCUUCCUUCAGGCUGGCUUAGUAUUUGGGAUCCUCCGUUCCUUUGGGAUCUUCUUCCCGGAAUUUCUGGAAUAUUUUGGCUCAGCAGCUGGAAGUGUCUCUUGGGUGACAUCUUGUGCAGUUGCAGUACAACAAUUGAUGAGUCCCCUGGGCUGUGCACUCGCCCUUCGGUUUGGAUCCCGUCCUGUCGUCAUCUUUGGAGGUUUCCUAUCGUUUCUUGGGAUGUUUUUAGCUUCAUUCUCCACAGAACUCUACCAACUUUACCUGAGCAUCGGAGGAGUGUCAGGUCUUGGAUGGGCUCUAAUUUUCUCACCAUCGAUGGCCACUGUGACCUGCCACUUUUCACGGCGGCGGUCCUUAGCUACAGGAUUUGUGCUGACUGGUGUUGGCAUCUUCUCGUUUGCCCUGACACCCCUCCUCCAGUACCUCGUAGAGGAAUAUUCCUGGCGGGGGGCCAUGCUCUUGCUUUCUGGAAUGGCCCUUCAUUCUGUGCCAUGUGGGGCUCUGCUUCCACCCUCCAGCGAGGCGCCUCCGGACACAUCCCGCUCCUUUCUCUGGGGCUGGGAACUUCUCUGGAACUGGACUUUCCUACGGUACUGCCUCGCUGUUACUCUGAUCAACACAGGUUACUUUGUGCCCUUUGCUCAUCUGGUCGCUCAUAUGCAGAUGAAAGGCAUUGGAGACCGUCAGGCCGCCUUCUUAAUGGCUCUUGUAGGGGUUGCAGAUGUUGCUGGCCGCUUGUUUGGUGGUUGGCUUUCUGAUCUCAGCCCAAAACGUACAUUACAUCUGCUGAGCCUGUGGACUGGGCUGAGCGCUAUGACAAUCGGCCUGCUCCCCCUAGCGGUUAAGGAUGUGGAGAUGGGUGCUGCUGCCACUGCAUUUGGUUUCUGUGCUGGGGCACUGACUCCUGGGGUAUUCUCUGCCCUCCCUUGGGUAGUAGGGGCAGAGAAGGUUCUUCCUGCACUGGGACUGCUGCAGAUGUUGGAGAGCGUGGGAGGACUCCUUGGACCUCCAAUUUCAGGUUGGCUGUGUGAUCUGACCGGAGACUUCUCCUUGUCUUUUCUUAUUACUGGCUCCUUCCUCCUUCUUGGAGCACUCAUCAUCCUCACUUUGCCUGGAAUCUUCUGCAAGACUAGAACUGUCCAGUCAGAAAUCGGGACACCCAGGAACUCCAGGACUAUGAAUCACUGUGCCACCAGCCAAACAUAACAGGACUCUAUCCAGUGGCCGUUCUGAUUGCGGGGGGGAGGAACAGCCUUUGGACUUAGGCUACAGAACAGAAGCUGAUGUGCCGUCUUCUCAUCCUUGGCCACCAAUGGAAGAAAGAGCAGGACACAACAAGCUCCAAGGAGAUCAGAGCAGUCAGGAAAAGCAGGGGUGUCUGCAGGAGGCCACGGCUGCCAGAAUGCCACUGUCUGUGGGAAAACUGCUGGAGUAUCACAGCUCAUCCCCUGUGACGAUACUGCAACUUUCCUCCAAUGGAGUACUAUGACGGCCAAAAUAAAAAGUCUAUUUAUUA
Messenger RNA from Bufo gargarizans (Asiatic toad), 1707 nucleotides. RefSeq names its product solute carrier family 16 member 13 (gene SLC16A13). The coding region runs from base 132 to 1397 and encodes 421 amino acids. The record is from RefSeq and is a predicted model, not a curated record. Gene Ontology annotation, molecular function: monocarboxylic acid transmembrane transporter activity. The transcript has 5 exons. Lineage: Eukaryota; Metazoa; Chordata; Amphibia; Anura; Bufonidae. Gene Ontology annotation, biological process: transmembrane transport; monocarboxylic acid transport.